GGCGGACUGGACGCUAUACCGGGAAGACCUCGGGCGCUUCCUAGCACAAAACGCACCCCCAGCAACCGUCGAAGGGAAGGUCGAGCACGUGAAGACCGCGAUCUUCGAAGCAGCACGCAGAAGCAUUCCGCGCACAAACGUCGCGCGGAAAAGGCACAAGCGCCCGAGGGGGUCGGCGCCCGGCGUGGGCACGGAGCUAGACCUCGCCUUGAGAGAGCGAGGAGAGUGCAUGCGCAGGUUAGCACUCUGCCCGCCGGGAC
Amoebophrya sp. A120 is the source of this 260-nucleotide messenger RNA. The record is from the annotation of a GenBank genome assembly. Lineage: Eukaryota; Dinophyceae; Syndiniales; Amoebophryaceae.